This is a messenger RNA of Seriola dumerili (greater amberjack), 662 nucleotides long. RefSeq names its product glucocorticoid modulatory element-binding protein 1-like. Gene Ontology annotation, cellular component: nucleus. NCBI's taxonomy places the organism in Eukaryota, Metazoa, Chordata, Actinopteri, Carangiformes, Carangidae. The transcript has 7 exons. Gene Ontology annotation, molecular function: DNA-binding transcription activator activity, RNA polymerase II-specific; RNA polymerase II cis-regulatory region sequence-specific DNA binding. Bases 48 to 662 code for a protein of 204 amino acids. The record is from RefSeq and is a predicted model, not a curated record. Gene Ontology annotation, biological process: positive regulation of transcription by RNA polymerase II.
GGAGGAUGAAUUAUCCCCUGCUGUAAAACGCUCUGUGGGGAGGGGCGAUGGCGUGUGCUGAGGUCAAUGUGUCUUCAGGGGAGCUCAUGACGGUGAAGGAAGAGGAGGGGGAGUCCAGUGGCAACAACCAUAAGACUCAAGUCAUCCUGCACCUGCAGCCCAUCCUGCAUGGGGUAAAUGAUGACAUUGCUGACACUGGCACUACAGUCCUGGCCAUAGAGACGCAUCAUGAAGACAGUAAAGCAGAAGGAGAGGAAAUUGAAUAUGGCUACCCCAUCACCUGUGGAGACAGCAGAGCGGUUCUGCUGUUUAAGAAGUUUGUGUGUCCUGGAAUCAAUGUCAGAUGUGUCAAAUUCAAUGACCAGCUCAUCAGUCCCAAGCAGUUUGUGCACCUGGCAGGGAAAGCCACUCUGAAGGACUGGAAAAGGGCCAUCAGACUGGGAGGGGUUAUGCUUAGGAAAAUGAUGGACUCUGGCCAGAUAGAUUUCUACCAGCAUGACACCGUGUGCAGCAACACCUGCCGCAGCACUAAAUUUGAUGUGCUGAUCAACAGCACAAGGCUUCCUCCAGGGACCUCGGUGCAGCCGAGCCCGUCAAGUCUGGCUCUUGACCCUCUUGGAGGACAGGUGCCUCCGCUGACAGGACCUUAUGGAAAACAAUGA